GGUAUUUUGCAAGAAUGGCAUCUAAAAACUAUCAACCAGUGAAGAGAGAUAGUCACUCCACAGUAAAGGUAGGAGACUACCUAUAUAUGUGGGGUGGGUACGGGUCUGGAGUAGACUAUGAUGUGAUGGAGGUGUAUCACUUACCAACUGGUGCUUGGGACCAGAAACCUACUACUGGUACCCCACCACAAGGUUCCUGUGGCUAUUCAACCGUAGCAAUAGGAAAGGACAUAUAUUAUUUUGGUGGAUCUGGUAGUAGUUAUCAAAACAGCUUACAUUGUUUCAAUGUGGAUUCAUUGAAGUGGAGGGAACUCUCUCCUUCUAGUUCUGAUCGUGAUCCAAUGAUGAAGACCUACUGUGGAAUAGUAUCAGCUAAUUUUGACGGUGACAACUAUCUUGUAAUAAUUGGAGGAACCAGGGGAUACUCUUCUAUAAAUACUGGUCCAAUGCAACCUGAUGCUCAGUAUUCAGCUGAUGGUAGAUGUAAUGAGAUACAUUAUUACAGGAUUUCAUCAGGUCAGUAAUUCUCAUCAUUGAUACACAAUAGUU
This is a messenger RNA of Amphimedon queenslandica, 549 nucleotides long. Its product is annotated as rab9 effector protein with kelch motifs-like. Lineage: Eukaryota; Metazoa; Porifera; Demospongiae; Haplosclerida; Niphatidae. Gene Ontology annotation, molecular function: protein binding. The transcript is spliced from 2 exons. Bases 15 to 524 code for a protein of 169 amino acids. The record is from RefSeq and is a predicted model, not a curated record.